This is a messenger RNA of Myxocyprinus asiaticus (Chinese sucker), 1343 nucleotides long. Its product is annotated as stomatin-like. The record is from RefSeq and is a predicted model, not a curated record. The transcript has 7 exons. The coding region runs from base 66 to 908 and encodes 280 amino acids. Gene Ontology annotation, cellular component: plasma membrane. NCBI's taxonomy places the organism in Eukaryota, Metazoa, Chordata, Actinopteri, Cypriniformes, Catostomidae.
UCUCUCCCUCACAGUGUCUCACAAAGCCAGUGCUGUUCUGCAAGUCCUGUGUAGCCCCACACCACAUGGAGAUGGAAGCUGACAUGGAGCGAGGUACCCAGUGCAAGCAAGACCUAAUCAGUGACAGUAAGAAGGGUCUGGGCUGCUGUGGGUGGUUCAUUGUGAUCAUCUCAGCGUUUUUCUGUAUAUUGAUCUUUCCAAUCAGCGUUUUCAUAAGCAUCAAGAUUGUGAAAGAAUAUGAACGUGCAGUUAUAUUUAGACUGGGACGGAUAACAGCCCGAAAACCCAAAGGACCAGGAAUCUUCUUCAUCAUCCCUUGCACAGACUCCUUCAUCAAGGUGGAUCUGAGAACCAUCUCAUUUGACAUCCCUCCUCAAGAGAUCUUGACAAAAGACUCAGUGACUGUUUCUGUGGAUGGCGUGGUGUACUUCCGUGUAAAUGACCCCAUUGCCUCUGUGGCAAAUGUGACCAAUGCUGAUUAUUCCACUCGUCUAUUGGCCCAGACCACCCUGAGGAAUGUACUGGGCACCAAAAACCUGUCUGAGGUCCUGUCUGACCGAGAGGGCAUCUCACAGAGCAUGCAGAUGACUCUGGAUGAAGCUACAGACUCGUGGGGUAUUAAGGUGGAGCGGGUGGAAAUUAAAGAUGUCAAAUUGCCUCUACAGCUGCAGAGAGCAAUGGCAGCUGAGGCUGAGGCAGCACGGGAGGCUAGAGCGAAGGUCAUCGCAGCAGAGGGAGAGAUGAAUGCAUCCAGGGCUCUUAAGGAAGCAUCUCUCGUGAUUGCAGAGUCUCCAUCCGGUCUUCAGCUGAGAUACCUCCAAACCCUCAGCACCAUUGCAGCUGAGAAGAACUCCACCAUUAUCUUCCCUCUGCCCAUGGACAUGAUAAGCCAAUUCAUAAAGAAAUGAUUGCAGAAACAUUUUUGUGUAUUUACAAAGUAUACAAAUGUAUGCAAAAGCAGUUUAACAAUUUUUUUUAGAAAUUUUAAAUGAUUUCCUUAUGUGCCAUGUUGAAGGAAUGUUGUAAUUUAUGUAUAAUAUGAAAGAGUUAAGGUUUACAAAUGAUUUUAUAUAUAUAUACAUGAAUGUCAUAUAUUUCAGAACAUGCACUGGGGUUCAAAAGGCCCUAACUGAAAACUUUUCAUUUUUCUAUCUUUUUUUUUUUUUUUUUUUUUUUUUUGCAGAUUAUAUUAUCAGCAAAUCACGAUAACAAUUUAACAAUCUACCUGAAAAAUAACAUGAAUUUAGAAUUCCUUAAUAUUUGGUAUGCCUCCCUUUUGGACCCCACUGUAAGCCAAUGCCUAAAUGCUAAUUUAUAAUCCUUAAAAAUAAAUGUACAUUUGC